AUGGUGCCAGGUGCAGUGCUGCAAGGCUUCCUCCAGAGGAGAGGAAUAGGUCUAUGCUUUGCCAGGUACUUUAUGAUUUGGAGGUUUGAAUCCAAGCCAGGCAGCAGAUAUAAAACACAGGAAAAAUUUGAGGACAAGGAUCUAACAGAAGCAUGGGACACAGGAGGGGGUGUUUGUUCACUUUACGCAGUUUCCAGAACUCAAUUUGUAAGAUAUCUGAGUGAUGACAAGAUUUUGAGAUUUAAAGAAGUAUUUCCAACUCUCAAUGACAAUCAUAAAUCACAGCAAAAGCUAAAGAAAAAGCACAGCCACAGCCUUUCUUCAGACCCAAACACAUUCAUGGAUAACGAGCAACCCAGAAAUAGAAGGCCCCAAAUUUCAGUCUGUAAAAGUCAUUGCAAGGACUAUCAUUUCCCACAAAGUUUUCAGAAUUCCCAGCCUCAAAUAAAUCCUCUUAAUCUUCUAAUUUCUGAGGAUUAUACCUCUAAAGUAUCAAUACCUCUCUGCCACCCUAUGUCCAUGAACCCUCAGCAUGCUGUACACCCCAAGACUCACAGAAAUAACACAUAUUCUUUAGACACUGAAGCUUCUAUAUGUUCCAAAUAUUUAAUGGAAAUCAGUAAUUCUCUUUUUCAUAAAUGUCUUGUAAAUUCUAAUGAUGAUUCAGACCCUGAUUCUUCUUUACCUCUCCAAUUUCCCUUAGGUUCUAAAUAUUCUCUGAACCUCAAAUCUAUUAGACACCACAAGACUUCUCGGAAUAGCCCUUUAUCUCAAUCCAUGGAUCCUAAGCAUCCUGUGGGCAUUGGUUGUCCUUUACGCCAGGAUGAUUCUAAAUAUUCCUUGGACUCGACUUCUUAUUUACAUUGUGAAAGUUCCUCAGCUGUCCAAGAUCUCAUAGACUCUACUGCUAUCCAUACCUUUCCCAUGAGUCCUCAAAAUACUAUGGGGUCCCAUAGUACACCUGACCCAGACAAUGUUCUCAAUACCAGCAAUGUUCCUGGCCUUGAAAAUGAGGGCAAGUGUAACCUUACUGCUAAACUUGAAAAUGAGGCCAAUCCUGACAAUGAUACUAAUCUGAUUAGUGCUAGAAAUCUCAAAGAAAAGGCCAGUGCCAGAGACAAGCCUCUUCUCAAAGAUGAUACAGACCAUGAAGAUGAGACAGACUCUGAAGAGGAAAAGGAUUCUGAAGAUGAAAUAGACUCUGAGAAUGAAAACAACAGAAAAGAUAAGAAAGAUCCCAAAGAUAAGUCUGACCCAGAUGACAGUGAUUCCAAAGAUAGCAAUGCUGAAAAUAAUGCAGACACAAACAAUGGAUCUGAUCCUGGUGGUGAUGCUGACCCUACAAGUGGAGCUGAUUCCAACAAUGAUGGUCACUCUAACAAUGGAGCUUACUCCAACAGUGAACUUGACUCUAACUUUGAUGAUGCCACUAACAGUGAUGCUAACUCCAUAUAUAGCACUGAUUCUGAUGUGGAAAAACACACCAUUAAUUCAGACAAUACCUCUGGCCUAAACAAUGGUGUUGAUCAGGACAGUACUGCUAAUUCCAGUAACGGCACAAAUACAAACUCUAUCUCUGGGCUGCAGAAUGGAACUGGCCUGAACUAUACUUCUUGUUCCAGUAAUAGUGCCGGUGCUAGAAAUGCCACUGGGUCAGGCAAUGACAUUUGCCCCCAUAAUGGUAACAGCCCCAGCAAUAGACCUGGCUCUAAAGUCAGUAGAUCUGGCCUCCAAAACAAUGCCCCUGACUUCCAAAAUAUCGUAUCACAUUCCAACAGUCUUGACUCCAGCAACAAUGACUCUAGUCAGAAAAUCAAUGGUCCUGGCCUGUACAACAAUAGCCCUGGUCCCAGUAACAAUAGCCCUGGCCUUAAAAUAGAUCCUGGCUCUAACUAUAAUAUCAGGCCUACUAAUGCUACAAGCCACAAUAAUUCUAUUAGUUCUAACGAGGAUGCUGACUCCAAGCAUGAUACAAAACCCACCAUUGCUACUGACCAUGACUAUGCAGUUGUCCCGAACUAUGACUCAGACCUUGACUAUGUCUCAGGAUUUACCCAUGCAGUAGGUUCUAGCCUUCUAGUCAACCCCAACUAUAUUGCCAAAAAUAGUUAUGCUGUCAGACACAGCUCUACAGCUACCACUGUCAAUUUCAUUGACACCAGCAAUACAAUUAGUCGUAGUGGUGCUAUUAGCUCUAGCUAUGCUGCUGACACCAGCUGUGCCUCAGGCAUUAACCAUGACCCUAGAUUAAUUCAUGCCUUUGAAUCCAACUUUGUCACCAACCCCAAUUAUGAUGCCACAGAUACUCAUAAUGUUCAUAAUUCUACCAGUACCAGCAAUAUUCAUAAUCUGUCUAAGCCUGAAUUGGAAAUUAGUACCAGUUCCUCCAUUCCUAAUAUGGUUUGUGCUAACUCCCCUACUUUUGCUGCUGGCACAAACUAUACUUCCACUCCCAAAAACUUGAUCACCUCUGAAUUUUCUGAUUCAUCUGUGCUUGGUAUAAAUUAUACAAUUUUUGAUAACCACAAAUUUGGUACCUGCCUCAAAGACUCUGCUGGCUCCAUGGAUUCUUCUAGCUUUAAUCAUGCCACUGAGUCCAAGGAUGUCCUUGAUGCCAAAGAAGUUGACUUUUUAAAAGAUAUCUCCAGGAUCCAGAAUCCCAUUAGUAUCAAGUAUCCUGCCGAUUUAAACUUUCACUCUAAUUCAAAUAUUCCACUCCCGAGUUUUGACAUUACAAUAGAAGCUGAACCACCAGAUGUUGUGAAGUUUGGUGUAUCAUCAGGGGCUGUGAAUCUAUUUUUAAGUGGGAGACAUGCUUUCUGGGAAUUUUCAGUCUAAAAUAACAACAAACCAUCUCCUAUCCAAAUAUACUGCAACUUGCUCAAGGUCUGUUAAUUGUUAAACUUCUUUACUGAG
Molecule: messenger RNA, 2916 nt
Organism: Hyaena hyaena (striped hyena)
Lineage: Eukaryota; Metazoa; Chordata; Mammalia; Carnivora; Hyaenidae
Product: dentin sialophosphoprotein-like
Exons: 3
Coding region: 1-2838 (945 amino acids)
Cellular component (GO): U2-type catalytic step 2 spliceosome; Prp19 complex; U2-type catalytic step 1 spliceosome
Molecular function (GO): U6 snRNA binding; pre-mRNA binding
Source: RefSeq, a predicted model, not a curated record